Molecule: messenger RNA, 1210 nt
Organism: Etheostoma cragini (Arkansas darter)
Lineage: Eukaryota; Metazoa; Chordata; Actinopteri; Perciformes; Percidae
Product: homeobox protein Hox-D9b-like
Exons: 2
Coding region: 71-985 (304 amino acids)
Biological process (GO): proximal/distal pattern formation; regulation of transcription by RNA polymerase II; embryonic skeletal system morphogenesis
Cellular component (GO): nucleus
Molecular function (GO): RNA polymerase II cis-regulatory region sequence-specific DNA binding; DNA-binding transcription factor activity, RNA polymerase II-specific
Source: RefSeq, a predicted model, not a curated record
CACUAUACCAGCCCAUCUAACGUUUUACAGUCGCACUUAAGUGUCUUUUUAUUGAAAUAAUAAAAUAAACAUGUCGCUAACGAAUUAUUAUUCCAUGAUGGGGAUCCAGACUGAGGAGCCGUACGGUGCACAUUUCAUCCCGGGAGGCUUGCAGGGUUCGACGGCCGGCUGCGCAAAGCCAGCCCGGAGAGCGGAGGAUGAGGAGGGGACCCCCGGUUCACACAUUCCAGAUUUUUCACAUUUUUCGAACAAACACACGAGCUUAAACGGCUUUUCUCCCUGGGCAAACAACUCUACUUCAUCUUCGCCCUCCUCUCCGCAGCUGCAGUCCACCCCCGGUCUUUUUCACCCACAUCACCUCCUGAGCCACCACCACCCAUACUACGGCCCGCAGACGCAGACCCACACCGAACACCUCUCAUCCGCGGCCGCUUCCGAGGGCAGGUUCGUCCGCUGUUGGGAGGGGGCAACUCCCACUUCGGAGACUUCUCUGUCACAUGCGCCGGUCAUUUUCCCCGGGUGUGUCCCCGCUCAGGGUGACCUUUCCAACGUGAGCCCGAGGUAUGAGGCGGUUAAACCCGAGAGUUCACCGCCGUCACAUGACAGCCCCGAAGAUUCCAGCUUCGCCAGCCCGACUGAGGUGGUCCUCGAGCGGCUUGGCACGGCGAAGGAGCUGGGAAGGAAACCGGAGCCCAAAAAAGUGGACGAGGAGAGAAAAGCAAAGCAACAGCUCGACACGGAAAAUCCGGCAGCCAGUUGGAUCUAUGCCAAGUCCACCCGGAAGAAAAGGUGUCCAUACACCAAACACCAGACCCUGGAGCUGGAGAAAGAGUUUCUCUACAACAUGUACCUGACCAGGGACCGGCGCCUGGAGGUGGCAGGACUCUUAAAUCUGACAGAGAGGCAGGUUAAAAUCUGGUUCCAGAACCGACGGAUGAAGAUGAAGAAGCUGAUGAUUCGGGAGAGGAGGAGUAUGAAUGAAUGAUGGAUUUGGAGAAGAGGCCGGGGAUGGUUUUUUUGUCUUUAUUUCAGAAUAGGCGAGGAGGUGGAGAUGUUAUCUCUGAUAAAAGAAACGCAGUGCUCCAACAUGCCCAACAUCUUGAGCAGCUGUUACUAAGCAACGGAAUGUAAAGCUAUAACAUGGCUGCCCAUGAAUACUGCAGUGGUGAAACUCUGCAGGGGAGACCAGGAUGUGUUGUAACACUUUUAC